AUGCCCUUGCCGGACCUGCAGAUAUGGAAAAGUGAUAUUAUUCUCCAAUUGCAGAAUGACACAGGCAAACCCAAAGCCCUUGGCAUUUUGGCUCUCCUUGCUUUUCUUUUCGCAUGGCUAGUAUCGAUCCGAUCGAAAAGAAACGAUCUUCUCAACGUCCCACUCCUUACCAAUGAAGACAAUGAUUUUGCCAAUAUCAUGGCUGAGGGAUAUCGGAAUGCAUGUCAACCAUUCUUGCUGACUAGGUACAAUGACCAAAUGCUUACAUGUCCACAGUUCCGAGACAAGCUCUUCAAGAUUCCCACCUCAAAUUACCCAAUGCUCAUCGUGCCAACGAGCAUGCUGGACGAGCUGAAAUCGUUUCCAGUAAAAGCAAUAAGCUUCCGACAAGAAAUGUACGAUCGCUACUUGGGCAAGUACACUGCCGUGGCUUCCAAUAGUGAUGGUAUGGUCGACUCGGUGAAGAACAACUUGACAAGAGGCUUGAGUCGGAUUCUGCCUCAUUUGAAAGAAGAAGCAGAAUACGCUGUGCAAGACUCUUUGGGUAAUACAGCAAGUUGGGAAAGAGUCAAUAUCUAUGGGGCUUCGACGAGGAUGAUCGCUCUGAUGUCAGGGAGGGUUUUUGUUGGACUACCGCUAUCCAGGAAUGAAGAUUGGGUGCGAAAUUCAAUCGGCAUUACUAUGAGUGCAUUUUCCGGUGCCACCCAACUCUAUAGAUAUCCAUCAUUCCUCUGGCCAAUCGUUCGCCAUUUCAUACCCCAGACUAUUGCCGUCAAAAAGCAUCGAAGGGAGACGGAAGAGAUGCUGGAGCCGCUAGUGAAUAACAGACUCCGUGACAUGGAGAAUCCAAAGUUCGUCAAGCCUGAGGAUAUGCUCCAGUGGUUGAUAGACAAUUCGAAAGGCCGCGGUAACGAUGUGCCGUUCCAAGCGAAUGAGCAUUUAGUCGUCAAUAUAGCUGCCAUCCACACAACUGGAGGCCAGCUUGCACAAACUCUCUUCGACCUCGCCCGAUUCCCACAAUAUAUCACACCUCUGCGUGAAGAAAUAGCCAAAGUCUUCGCUCAAAAUGACGCUGCUACCAAAAAGAGCCUCAAUAAGCUCAGUAAGCUCGACAGCUUUAUUAAAGAAGGACAAAGAAUGAAUCCAUCCUUGCAAGUCACUGUGAAUCGCAAAAUUCUCCAGCCUGUUACGCUUUCCAACGGGGUCACUCUUCCUAAAGGAACGUCGGUCGCUGCUUCAGCAGCUUGUGUGAACAAAGAUCCCGCCAUAUUUGAAAACCCAGAGGAAUUUGACGGAUUUCGUUAUCACAAUUUGAGGCAAAAAGAGGGCGAUGAGGCGAAAUAUCAGUUUGCGACUAUCGGCAGUGAUGCUUUGAGUUUCGGACAUGGUAGGCAUGCAUGCCCAGGCAGGUUCUUUGCCUCUGCUGAGAUCAAAGUCUUGCUGUGCUAUCUUCUCAUGAACUAUGACAUCAGGCAGCCUGAAGACAGCAAAGGGCCACUGUAUGUGCUUGCCGAGACUAUUGCGACGCCAGAUCCUACUCUAGAUCUUGAGUUCAAACGCAGAGAUUCUGCAAUAGCCCCUAAAUAUACUGAAUGA
This is a messenger RNA of Penicillium vulpinum, 1596 nucleotides long. Its product is annotated as cytochrome P450. Gene Ontology annotation, molecular function: monooxygenase activity; heme binding; iron ion binding. The record is from RefSeq and is a predicted model, not a curated record. The transcript is spliced from 4 exons. NCBI's taxonomy places the organism in Eukaryota, Fungi, Ascomycota, Eurotiomycetes, Eurotiales, Aspergillaceae. Bases 1 to 1596 code for a protein of 531 amino acids.